CGAUCGAGAAGUGAUAAUAGUAGUAGCUGCAAUUUCUGCCAGUUUAGCAAAUGCUGUCCUUUAAAAUCAGGACGACGAGAUUCGUCAGUUCGUCCUUUUUCGUAUGCUGGUUCAUCGGCACUGUUGUUUGUCAGUUUGAACCCAAGAUUACUGAUAACGAUGGAAAACCACUGAUGUUCCCCAAUGAGCGGACCACUUUGAACGAUUGUCACCUUCGGUUUCAUCAGUUGCUUCCGAUAGCAGAAGUAAAGCCAGCGUUUGGGUUGCCGGUUCCGUUGAAAGAAUUUGCUCAUAUGGGAGCGAUCGGGUGGACCCAACGUAACGGAAAUAUCUUAUGGCAAUGCGGUGGAACUCUUAUCUGGGAUAACUUUGUGCUCACUGCGGCGCAUUGUGCAGUCGAUUCCAAUAAUCAAGCUCCUGAUGUAGUGCGGUUUGGUGACAUAGACCUGUUCAGCGCAGAUGAUGACCAGUACGCACAACAAUUGAAAAUUGCGGGUUUAAUUAGACAUCCUAUGCAUAAGUUCUCUGGGCAUUACCAUGAUAUUGCCUUGGUGAAGCUGGAGAAAAAUGUGAGAUUGCAUGACACAGUGGUUCCCGCUUGCUUAUGGUUGGAUGAAGAAAUUAGAUUUAGAAAUUUAGAAGCAACUGGCUGGGGUAAAACUGGAUUUGCACAGGAACAAACACCGGUUUUGUUGAAGGUAAUUUUGAAACCUAUCACGAAUGAGCAGUGUGGCCAAACUUACAACAAUGUGACUACGCGCAAGCUUCGAACUGGUCUGGAAGUGCAACACAUUUGUGCGGUUGACGAUAGAAUGGACACUUGCGAGGGUGACUCCGGUGGUCCUUUGCAGAUAAAAUUGAUGCACAAUUCUAAGGUGACCCCUUUCAUCGUUGGCAUUACCUCGUUCGGGACGGCCUGUGGAACAUCAACACCGGGAGUGUAUACCAGAGUAUCGGUCUACCACGAUUGGAUAGUGUCUACGAUGCGGAAGAACGGUGCCCUAGUGGAUGAGAACACCUACAACGCCACAUUUUGCGCUUUGCGUUAUGUUCAGUACCGGGAAUAUGAAGAUGCGGUGAUCACGGAAAAAACGGUUGAAUUUACUUCGUAUAAUUCCGAGACUGCACGAAUUAAACUUGGUAAAGAUCAAAAUCAGUUGGCGGAAAUCGGAUGGGACUCGGAAGCACCUGAAAAUUGUUUUGGGGUUAUAGUGGAUGAGGAUACAGUAUUGACCAUAGCUGAUUGUACUAAUUAUAAAGGAAAAGCUCCAACGUUCGUUGCGUAUUUGAAAGGAAAAACAACGAGUAUAUCCAAGAUUCAUGUUCCUUCGGGGUAUAUCGAAGGAAAGAGUUAUGAAAAUAUCGCAAUCUUAAAGAUGGCGGAGCACCUAGAUUUACCAAUCACGUUCACACCAUCCUGCAUUUGGCAUGAACGGGAACUUCCAUUUUCCAUUUUACAGGUUGUCGGUUAUGGCAGAGAAGAUAUAAACGAAUUUGCUUAUCUUGAUGAGAGCAUUGCGUUGAAUCCAAACGAAACGUUCUUGACCAUUCAGUCUAGAAUUUUCAACGAAAGUAGCUGUGUACUGCCAGAUUCAUAUUCACGAAGUCUUCCACGGGGAUUGGCUAAGGACCAUCUCUGUAUUGGGAACGACGUGUUUUUGGUACCUGAAUCAUGUCGACUUAUGAUAGGUGCUCCAGUUUCAGAGGAUGUGUAUAUUAAUGAUCGUAAAUAUCACACAACGUUUGCCCUUAGUCAACAGGGUAGGGAUUGUGCAUUCGGUGAGUAUAUGCUGGCUACUCUUUCUUCCGAACAUGUGGAUUGGAUGAAAUCGGUUCUGUUACCGAAUUACCAGGAUACGAGUAGUUCUUGGAAUUUUUUGGACUUGGAAAUACAAGAAGGUAGCAGUUGUAAAAUGCAUACGGGAGAGCAAGGCCGCUGUGUUAGUCUUGAACAAUGUUCCGUAGAGUGGUUCAAACUUAUAGCAGCUGGACAAGCAACAUUUUGUUCUAACACAAAGGUGGCAUGUUGUCCGGUAACUAAAAUCAGUACACGGAUGAACAGAAGAAUACUUCCCGAGAUUCUCGAAUGUCCAGAAGUGGUAAAGCAGCUUGCGGUACAAUCUGCUCCAGGUUCUAUGGUUGAUGUUGGUUGGGUAGAUGACGAUACUGUCGAGUUCCGAUGCAGCGGAGCAAUCAUUACCAAAUUGACAAUUGUUACAUCGGCCAGCUGUUUGGGUGACGAUUCCCCCAGCAUUGUGCGACUCAGGACUAACGUUACUCGAAAUUUCGGAAUUAAAGGAAUCUUAAAACAUCCCAACUAUAACUCUACCGAACACCUUAAUGAUAUAGCACUGAUUCGGCUCCGAAAGCCGCUCUCUUGGAAUGUCGAAGUAUUUCCAACGUGCCUCUGGACAAACACUACUCACACACCGCUAGUUAUGGGAUUGGUUUUUGAAGAUGAGGAAGAGCAACCAGCAUUCGAUUACGUAGCGCCAAUGUAUAAUAGCGACUGUCAGCGCACACACCCCCAGAAAAUUCAUGAUUCGCAGAUUUGUGCAAGAUCGUAUCUGCGUAGCUCGACGUGCAUCAGCGCAGCGGAUCAGCUGCGGAUGGAUGAUCCGACAACUAACGUAUCAUAUUUAAUUGGGCUCAUCGUAGACGCACCAGACUGCGUCGACUGGCGAUAUGCGGUCUUUACGAGAAUUUCUUCGUUCUUGGAUUGGAUCAGCGCGAAUGCAGUUUACUAUAAUUUUAACAAACAGAUGAUGAUGACUAAAUUCGUCAUUCCAUUCUUCCUUGCAUGUUACUUCAUUGGAAACGCUGUUUGCCAGUUUUGCCCUAAAACUAAAGAUGACCAUGGAAAUCUUCUGAUGUUUCCCAACGAACGGACUUCUUUGAACGAUUGUCAUCUUCGUUUUCACCAGUUGUUUAGAGGAGCCGAUGUAGCACCAGCGUUCGGAAUGCCCGUUCCGUUGAAGGAAUUUGCCCACAUCGGGGCAGUUGGGUGGACUCAACCUACCGGAGAUAUAUUGUGGCAGUGCGGUGGAACUCUUAUUUGGGAUAACUUCGUGCUUACUGCGGCGCAUUGUGCAGUUGAUGAAAGAAACCAGGCUCCAGAUGUAGUGAGGCUAGGAGAUAUAGAUCUAUAUAGUGCUCACGACGACCAGUACGCACAACAAUUGAAAGUUGUAGAUAUAAUUAGACAUCCGAUGCAUAAGUUCUCUAGCCAUUAUCACGAUAUUGCAUUGUUGAAACUGGAGAAAAAUGUGACUUUACAUGACACGGUAGCUCCCGCUUGCUUAUGGUUGGAUGAGGAACUGAGGUUUAGAAAGCUAGAGGCUGCUGGCUGGGGCAACACUGGAUUUGCGCAGGAGAAAACUCCAAUUUUGUUAAAGGUGGCUCUGAAACCAAUCUCGAAUGAACAGUGCAGCCAGUUUUACACCAAUGAGACAACGCGGAAGCUUCGAAAUGGUUUGCAAGAGCAGCAUCUGUGCGCGGUUGACGACAAAAUGGAUACUUGUGAGGGUGACUCGGGUGGUCCUUUGCAGAUAAAAUUGAUGCACAAUUCUAAGGUGACCCCUUUUAUCGUUGGCAUUACUUCGUUCGGGUCGGCUUGUGGAACAGCGGCUCCAGGAGUGUACACCAAAGUAUCGGUCUACCAUGAUUGGAUAGUGUCUACGAUGCGGAAGAAUGGUGCCCUAGUGGAUGAGAACACCUGCAAUGCUACAUUUUGCGCUUUGCGUUAUGUUCAGUACCGGGAAUAUGAAGAUGCAGUGAUCACGGAAAAAACGGUUGAAUUUACUUCGUAUAAUAGCGAGUUGGCACGAGUACAGGUAGAAACGGAUUCCCCGAAUCAGUUGGCGGAGAUCGGAUGGGGUUCGGAACGACCAGAGAAAUGUUUUGGAGUGAUAAUAGAUGAGAAUACUGUACUAACCAUUGCAGAUUGCAGUCGCUUCAAAGGUGAGGCGCCUAUCCAUAUUACGUACAUGAAUGGAAGAAAGGCGAAUAUCUCUGAAAUACAUGUUCCUACUGGUUAUGUCGAAGGAAACAGUUAUGAUAAUAUUGCUAUUUUGAAACUGGCCGAGCACCUAGAUUUACCGCGACUGUUUACACCGUCAUGUAUUUGGCACGGAAAGAAGUUUACACAAUCCAUUUUAAAUGUUCUUGGUUACGGUCGAGAAGAUAUAAAUACAUUUGCGAAUGACUAUGCGCCAAUUGCGUUGAACCCGAAUGAAACGUUGCUAAACAUUCAGUCUAGAAUCUACUCCCAAAGUAACUGUGUACUGCCCAAUUCAUAUUCACGAAGUAUUCCACGGGGAUUGGCUAAGGACCAUCUCUGUAUUGGGAACGACGUGUUUUUGGUACCUGAAUCAUGUCGGCUUAUGAUAGGUGCUCCAGUUUCAGAGGAUGUGUAUAUUAAUGAUCGUAAAUAUCACACAACGCUUGCCCUAAGCCAACAGGGUAGGGAUUGUGCAUUCGGUGAGUAUAUGCUAGCUACUCUUCCUUCCAUGCAUGUGGAAUGGAUGAAAUCGAUAUUAUUACCGAAUUACCAGGAUACGAGUGGUGUACUGAGUUUUACGGAUCCGGAUACACAUGAAGGUAGCAGAUGUGAAGAUUAUGCUGGAGUUGCGGGUCGUUGUGUUACCCUUAAUAAGUGUUCCGUCGAGUGGCCCGAGUUCUUAUCUGCUGGACAUGUGAAAUUUUGCUCUAGCAGCAAGUUGAUUUGUUGUCCUUUGAAUAAAAUCAGCGCACAGAUGUAUAAUGGAAUUCAUACCAAUAUUUUUGAAUGUCCAAAAUUUGUAAAACAGCUUGGGGUCAGCAAUUCUGUUGGUUCAAUGGUUGAUAUUGGAUGGAUUGCUGGAGGCGAAAUAGAGUUCCGAUGCGUCGGAGCAAUUAUCACAGAAUUAGUGAUUAUAACAUCGGCUAGCUGUUUGGAUGGUAGCUUCCCGCGCUUUGUGCGAUUGAUGGCAAACGUUAGAAGACGAAACUACGAAAUACAAGGAAUCUUGAAACAUCCGAACUAUGACUCCAUCGAAAACAUCAAUGAUAUAGCAUUGAUUCAGCUACGACAACCACUCUAUUUGAAUGCCUACGUAUUUCCAAUGUGCCUCUGGACAAAUACAACUCACACACCACUUGUUAUGAUGGUUUAUAAAGACGACGAGGACGGAACAACAAUGGAUUACGUAGCGCCAAUGUACAAUAGCGAUUGUCAGCGCAAACAUCCUCGCACAAUACACCGUUCGCAAAUCUGCGGAAGAUCAUAUCUAAGCAAUUCGACGUGCAACAGCCUUGCUGAUCAGCUGCUGUUGGAAGAUGUGGAGAAUCGAGUGUCAUAUUUGGUUGGACUCAUCGUGAACGCACCCGACUGCGUCAACUGGCGAUACGCGGUUUAUACGAGAAUUACCUCGUUCUUGGAUUGGAUCAGUUCAAAUGCGUUUGGACGUUGAAAUCAGUAAUGGCGAUAAGAUGAAUUACAUGAAGUGGCACAACUACAUCCCGCAGUUUGCUGUUCUACAUUUUAGUACAGUUUCUCUUCACUUCUCGUAAAUCAUUCAAAAUCUUAUAUUUUAUUCAUUGUAUUCUGAAAUCAGUAUUAAUUCGUCGUUGUUGCGUGAAGAGGCCAUAUAGUACGAUAACCUUGGGCAAAUGUAGCAAAGUGUAAUACAUCAAUCAAGCAACUUGUAUAUAAUCUGGAAGGUUGUAACGCCAUCGACGAGGUCAUAUUUGUUGCCAUAGGUUAUUGAGUAUAUGAAAGUCGUGAGCCGAGAAACUAACAUUAUUUUUUAUUUCAUUCGCUAGGGCCUAUCGUACUUUCUACCCUUUUUAAAUACUGUAUAAAAUAUUCAAAAUCAAAGAAAAUAACUGAAUAACAAUUCAGUAGUCAAAUAUUCUUAGUGUAUGAUUUAUGAGAAGAUUAAAUUUGAUCUCCAGAAAAUUGUUUUGACAUAUUAUUGCUUGAAAUAGCUAAAAUUAUUGAUAUUAUAUCGUUUAUUUAUAUCCCGCUUUUUUACGGUCGUUUGCCGUAAGAAAAAGCUAAAAAUCAAAUAUUGAAACAUUACUCAAUAAAAAUGGUGAUCUCAAAUUUUGGAACACCGAGCUCUGACUUUUCGACAACUUACAAAUGCUAUUGAAUAAUCUAUAACCUUCGGCUCAGAUGGACUGAGCCCCCAUUGUAUGUUUUGAUGCAAUGUUGGAAAGGGUCUGAACACAAUUUUAAAGCAGUCUUUCUUUAAGAAAUAGUACAUAAAUUUAACAAUGUAUAAUAUUAUAAUUGAGUGCAAUAAUUUGUAAUUCUACAACAUUUAAUUUUGUAAAGAUUUAUAUAAGUAUUUUUAUUA
Malaya genurostris is the source of this 6341-nucleotide messenger RNA. RefSeq lists its product as uncharacterized. Lineage: Eukaryota; Metazoa; Arthropoda; Insecta; Diptera; Culicidae. Bases 51 to 5450 code for a protein of 1799 amino acids. The transcript is spliced from 22 exons. Gene Ontology annotation, biological process: proteolysis. Gene Ontology annotation, molecular function: serine-type endopeptidase activity. The record is from RefSeq and is a predicted model, not a curated record.